Messenger RNA from Pygocentrus nattereri (red-bellied piranha), 2615 nucleotides. RefSeq names its product matrix metallopeptidase 25a (gene mmp25a). Gene Ontology annotation, molecular function: metalloendopeptidase activity; zinc ion binding. The transcript is spliced from 10 exons. Gene Ontology annotation, cellular component: extracellular matrix. NCBI's taxonomy places the organism in Eukaryota, Metazoa, Chordata, Actinopteri, Characiformes, Serrasalmidae. The coding region runs from base 268 to 2022 and encodes 584 amino acids. The record is from RefSeq and is a predicted model, not a curated record. Gene Ontology annotation, biological process: collagen catabolic process; proteolysis; extracellular matrix organization.
AAUUACACAGACAGGGGAAUCCACAGAAAGAGACGAGGAAAGAACAGGAGAAACAUGCACAGAAAAUGGAGGAAUAUGUAAAAGGAAAGUGUUUACUGUAGAAACUGUGAUUUAGUGGUCAGGAUUUGUGCGUUUGGUUGUCGUUUCAUUUGCAAGUGUAUUUGGGACGAUGACCCGAGGCUACUGUGCAAAAUGACUUGUUAUUCUCUGACUUGUCUGUUUAACUGGACAUGACUACGCUUCAGUGUGAACGUCAAUGUGUUUGUGAUGACCCUGGAUUCUGAGCCCUUUUUGGAGAUGAUUGCUGUUGCACUCUGUAUUUCCCUGCUGACUGGAAUUUCCUGCACUCCAACGCCUGAGCAGCACGCACAUGGAGUGGACUGGUUAGUUCGUUAUGGUUACUUACCACCUUUAAACUCUCCAGUUGGCCGACUGCAAAUGAAGGAGGGAAUUGAAAGAGCUGUGCGCGAGAUGCAGCGUUUUGCUGGGCUCAAAGAGACGGGACAGCUGGACAGUGCUACUCUAGCCUUAAUGGGGACCCCUCGCUGCUCCCUCCCAGACAUUCUCAGUCCAGAGGAUCUUCUAAAGAAGAGGAGAAAGAGGAGGAACAUGAGGAAGAAGAGAUACAGUUUGUCAGGGAUGAGCUGGGAUAAGACAAAUAUCACAUGGAGUGUAGAGAGUUUCCCCUCUCUCUCCCACUCUCCCUCACUGUCACCUGCCCUGGUGGAGCUCAUCCUGUCCUAUGCUCUGAAAGUGUGGGGUGACGCAGCCCCCCUUAGCUUCACCCUGCUCCGCCCGUCCCUUCAUGCCCCGCCCCACAGCGCCGAUAUUAAAGUGAGCUUCACCAGGGGCUAUCAUGGCGAUGGAUAUCCCUUCGAUGGCAAGGGGGGCACACUUGCUCACGCUUUCUUUCCAGGAAUAGGUGACACACACUUUGAUGACGAGGAGAACUGGAGCUAUGGAGCUGACAGCAGAAGCACAGAUCUGUUCACGGUGGCUGUUCAUGAAUUCGGUCACGCCCUAGGCCUCGUACACUCCUCCUCCAAACGCUCCAUCAUGAGGCCGUACUACAGCGGAGCAGUGGGAGACAUCCCAACUUACGUUCUGCCUGCAGACGAUAGACUUGGCAUACAGGCACUUUAUGGAACAAGAAAGGAUCUGACUCUGCCUCCCACUGUUGAUCCACCCACACCCAGUCUGCCACCCAGACAUGCAACACCACGCCCAGACCCAUCUCUUCUGGAUCGAUGUCAAGGCGGUUAUGAUGCUAUCGCAAACAUCAGAGGAGAAGUGUUCUUCUUUAGGCGCCAAUACUUCUGGAGGGUGCACCACUCAGGCUCACUAAUGUCUUUUGUUCCAGCUGUAAUUCACAACUUCUGGAUUGGCAUUCCUCCUGAAAUAGACAAAAUUGAUGCGGUAUAUGAGAGGAGUGAUGGCCACAUAGUCUUCUUUAUAGGUGACCAGUACUGGGUGUUCAGAGACAGGACGUCCCUCCCUGGCUACCCUCAGCCGCUGACACAGUGGAGAAUGUGGAAUUCAGCAGGAGAGGCUCCAGCACGAAUAGAUGCUGUGUUUGUGUGGCCCCAUAAUGGUAGGACGUACAUGUUUAGUGGUGGAGAAUACUGGAGGUUUGAUGAGGCAGAUUCAGACAGGAGACCUGAGGCAGGAUACCCCAAACCCGCCUCAAUCUGGGGAGAACCCUCUGAUCCCGAUGACAUCAUUGGCAUGCGAGAUGGAGAUACCUAUUUCUUCAAGGGUGCAUCUUAUUGGAUAUUAAAGAGAGGCAGACUGGACAAGGACACCGCUUCACCGAAGUCCAUCGCAGCUGACUGGAUGAAAUGUGAUGAUUUCCUAAGUUCCACUCACAAACCCAGAGACAGUGGAUGUGGCUGUAACACAGGCGGAGCAGCUUUGGUUCAAGCAUCUCUGCGGUUAAUUGUUCUCGUUGUCACAACAGCUUUAUUUUAUGUUAAUUAUUAUGCGCCUUUCAGUUGUUUAAUGAUGUACAGUAUUUCUUUAUGAUCAGGUCAUUUUCCCUAGUUGUUCAAGCCUAAUAGUGUUAAAUAUUUGCACUGCCUCUUACAUUCUGUGAUUUUUCAUUUUUAUUGUAUUAUGUUGCUCUGCUUUUCACUACUUUUUAAUGAAAUUGUAUUGCUUCCUACGGAGCACCGCUGGUGACAUCCCAUGUAAAUAAGAAUAAUGCUGGGCAACGACAUAGUAAGGCAUUAUCUCGUUCCCACACCUUACUAAGUCUUGGCCACGCAUUAGGAUCUCGUUCCCACACCUUCAUGGCUAUGAUUUGGUGGCUGUAGAUCAUCACAGCCAUGAUGUUAUUCGUGAUAAUGCACGACCUUGAUUGUUCUACUGCUUUUAUAAAACAGUUAAAUAAAAAAAGUAAGAAAUUGCUUUAACUGGGCCGUUAAUGUGGCAUUUAAUGUUCGCAGUUCCUUCCUCCAAAUUAUAGUUCCUUAACCAGUAGCUUGUUGCUACAUCAGAGUAAUGAGCUCUGCUCACUCAUGGCACAGCAGUUCGUUCUCCAGCUCUUUACACUAAAUUCCCAAACUGUCAUCACCGCUGAUCAAGCUUUGCAGUCAGCAGCUGUGACAGAAGAACAG